UAACCGAUUCUUAAUAAAAUAUUUCAGAAAAAAAAUGAUGGAUCUCAUACUAAGUAAUCUAACUUAUGAAACAGUGUUUUUGGGACUUCUUGCCUCCUUAGUUUUCACGAUUCUCCUCUAUCUAAUUGUGUCCGGUCUAUUCUCAAGUAUAAACAUUGAAACUAAAGAGUUCAAGUACGGACCAAUGGUGAUAGCGUACAAAACUCGGACCGGAGCUUACAAGCAGGCUGGAGAACUGUUUACUGAAAGCUACUGCUUAGUUCCAACCAGGGAACAGAUAGGGAUAUAUUAUGAUGAUCCGGAGACUGUGCCGGAAUCAGAUCUCAGGUUUGCAGUCGGACCGAUCCUUAGUCACGGAGACGAUCCGCCGAGUAGGAAGGAAAUGGAGUUGUUAAUCUCUCAUGGUUUCAAGAUAUUCCAUGUUCCUAAAGCGCAUUUCGUUGUAACUACUACGUUUCCAUUCAGAACAACCCUUUCCAUCUACAUGGCCAUUUUCCGUAUUUACCCAAAAUUGCGAAAAUACAUUUCGGAAAGAAACCUGUGUGCGUAUCCUGCUAUCGAGGUUUACACAGACUCCGAGAUUAUAUUUCUGAUGCCCUUGAGUAGACAGGAGGAAUUUUUUAUUCCGGAGGUUAUGGAAGAAGACAUCUCCGUGGCUACAACCGAUAUGGGCAGUGUAAUUGGUGACCGAGAUACGGUAUCCAAGGACGAUGAUCUCUUCUUAAAACCUCGAACCCCGCUCAGGAUAACGAAACCCAGACUAUCUCUUGAAGACGUAAACGAAAGUGAAACCUCGGAUGAAGACAAGGUUGAUAACUCAGAACCCGAAGAGGGUUCUACCACUUCCAGCUUUGACGAUCUAGCAAACGAUUCAGAGACAAAAUCGCGAGCCAGUUAAACUUUUGUAUUUGUUUUGUUCAGUAUUUAAUGUGAUAAAAGUUCAAAGAUGAUUCAUGCUAAUUUAAUGUGAUUCUUUCAG
Messenger RNA from Eurytemora carolleeae, 979 nucleotides. Its product is annotated as testis-expressed protein 264. The coding region runs from base 35 to 898 and encodes 287 amino acids. NCBI's taxonomy places the organism in Eukaryota, Metazoa, Arthropoda, Copepoda, Calanoida, Temoridae. The transcript has a single exon. Gene Ontology annotation, cellular component: replication fork; autophagosome membrane; endoplasmic reticulum membrane. The record is from RefSeq and is a predicted model, not a curated record. Gene Ontology annotation, biological process: protein-DNA covalent cross-linking repair; reticulophagy.